AUGAGUGCGAAUUUAGAAAUGUCGAUCUAUGAAAAAGUUGAAACAUUUCUAUCCCCUUAUUAUUCAAAAGAAACAAUUAUACAAGAAAAUAAACCAUUUGUUACAUUGACAUAUGCACAAAGUUUAGAUGGUAAAAUCUCUGGGCAAGGUGGUAAACAACUUCUUUUAAGUUGUGAAGAAUCAAUGAUAAUGACUCAUAGAAUGAGAACUCUUCAUGAUGGAAUUAUGGUUGGCAUCGGUACAAUAUUAAACGAUAAUCCAAGAUUAACUGCGAGAUUGUUGGAAAUUGGGAAAGAAUUAAAAAUCAAUCAACCUCAACCUAUAAUUUUGGAUUCAAAAUUGCGAUUUCCUCUAUCGGCUAAAUUGUUAACAUUUAAUGAAUGUAAAUCACCUUGGAUAUUUACAAGUCAUAAUUGUGACAAUGAUAAACGAAAGUUAUUAGAACAAGCAGGAGCGAAAGUUAUUUCUAUAGAUUCGGAUCAAAAUGGACAACUUUCUCUUUUGCAUUUAUUGUCGAUAUUACAAUCUCCACCUUUCUCAAUUAAACGUCUUAUGGUAGAAGGUGGUGCAAGGAUUAUACAAUCUUUUUUAAAAAGUGGAUUGCCAAACUUAUUUAUAAUAACUAUUGCUCCCGUAUUCGUUGGAUCAAAUGCAAUAUCUUGUAUCGGUGACAAACUAUCUAUAGAGGAGAAUGAAGAUAAGAUUCUAAAUUUGAAAAAUGUAAAAUAUGAGCAAUUAGGUAGAGAUAUUAUUAUGGUAGCAAAUAUUUAA
Funneliformis geosporum is the source of this 771-nucleotide messenger RNA. NCBI's taxonomy places the organism in Eukaryota, Fungi, Glomeromycota, Glomeromycetes, Glomerales, Glomeraceae. The record is from the annotation of a GenBank genome assembly.